Lactuca saligna is the source of this 567-nucleotide messenger RNA. The record is from the annotation of a GenBank genome assembly. Lineage: Eukaryota; Viridiplantae; Streptophyta; Magnoliopsida; Asterales; Asteraceae.
AUGCACACAAUCACCCACCUUACGGUGGUGCACAACGACGGUGAGAUAACAACCACCAUGGCGGGUCGCCAUGGUGGUCCCCGUGAUGUUUCCGGACAGAAGAAAGCUACCCCAUUAUGCAUCGAGAGAAAUGGUGACUGCUCAUGGCGGUAUUGGCAGACUAAUCCGAUGACAAAAGGCGGUAGAAUAGUCUUCAAAAAUGGAAUGACAAUGAUGAACAUCCUCGUCGGCAGCAAGGUUUGCAGUGGUCGCUUAGCUAUUUUAUCUUCGUUUUCGCAAGCGUUGUUUAUGUUUCAUUCAAGGGUUGUUACCACUUCAGUCUCUCACAUGGCUUCUUCGUCGAUCAUGAUCAGGGUUAAGUUCGUUAAAACUCUUAGGUGCUUCAGUGCAUCCAUCAAUGACAAUAAUCUUGCUCUUGACACUGUUGCUUUGAGGGAAAAGAUACGUAGUCUCUUCAACUUCAAUCCCGAUGUUGACUUUACUUUCACAUACGUUGAUGAAGAUGGAUAUGCAGUCACUCUUGCUGAUGAUUGUCACACCCCGCUAAAGCGGAAACACAAGGUAUGA